AUGGGGGACACUGUGGCAUCCAACAUUGGGAGAGAGGAGAAGGCAGAGGAGAAGCUGAGGAGAUCACCCCAUGACACAUGUGCCUGGGGUGGUGAAUGUAUAAUAUUGGACCACCAAAUUCCCGGUGCUCAUGUCAUCACUGUGGGUCUUGGAAAACGUUUGCAUGGUUCCCAUGCUGGUUCCUCUCCGCUUAUAUUUGGCACCCUUUACCCUGCAUAUUAUUCCUACAAGGCCGUGAAAUCGAAGGACAUUAAGGAAUACGUCAAAUGGAUGAUGUACUGGAUUAUAUUUGCACUUUUCACCACAGCAGAGACAUUCACGGACAUCUUCCUUUGUUGGUAAGUACUCCGGGAUUUGGGACAUUUUAAAGGAUGAUUUUUCCUAGUGUCGGGAGAGGUGGGAAAGGGCUGAAACCAGCCUCAAGCCUUAUCUCAAGCCAGAGAUGCAGUGCAGAAAUAGUAAUAGAAACAUUUUUAAUAAGUUAGUCUGUGAAAGUUGUUUUUCAAGUAAAUACUUAUUGAGUUUAUAAGAGCAAGUAUUGUUCUAGGCACUGGGGAAGUAGUAAUGGAUAAGACAGGCACAGUUGCUCAAUUAAUGAAGUUGGUAAAAAAAAAUCCAGAUGUUAGAAAUAAGAACAAAGGAAACAGUACACAAAAGUAUACAGUAAGGCCAGGCACAGUGGCUCAUGCCUUAUAAUCCUAGCACUCUGGGAGGCUGAGGUGGGAGGAUAGCUCAAGGUCAGAAGUUCAAGACCAGCCUGAGCAAGAGCAACUUGCUCUUGCUCAACUUGCUCCUGUCUCAACUAAAAAUAGAAAGAAAUGAGCUG
Microcebus murinus (gray mouse lemur) is the source of this 826-nucleotide messenger RNA. The record is from RefSeq and is a predicted model, not a curated record. NCBI's taxonomy places the organism in Eukaryota, Metazoa, Chordata, Mammalia, Primates, Cheirogaleidae.